CUCUCUUUAGCCAAGAGGGCUUUCUUUGGUCUCAUAAGAAGCUCUACGAUUCCUCACUCUUUUGAAACACUCCUUAGACCAACAUCUCAGUCUCCGCCAUGUCAACAAAGAAUACAGUCGCUGUCAUUCUGCCAGAAACUAUGCAAAAGGAGUGGCCUUUCCAAGCAGGAUAUAUAUCCUACAUUUACUUCUUCUUCUCUUUGCUCUCAUCGUUACCAUCCUUCCAUCUCUACCUGCGUCUCUCUCUUCCAAAUUACUCUCCGCUGCGCCAAUAACAGUACAUACACCUUACCCAGCCCUAAGAAAACUUCAAGACGGGAAUCACCUCCCCUUGUCCCCUCCCAAAAA
Aspergillus ochraceoroseus IBT 24754 is the source of this 348-nucleotide messenger RNA. RefSeq lists its product as uncharacterized. Bases 99 to 275 code for a protein of 58 amino acids. The record is from RefSeq and is a predicted model, not a curated record. Lineage: Eukaryota; Fungi; Ascomycota; Eurotiomycetes; Eurotiales; Aspergillaceae. The transcript has a single exon.